Caenorhabditis sp. 36 PRJEB53466 is the source of this 445-nucleotide messenger RNA. NCBI's taxonomy places the organism in Eukaryota, Metazoa, Nematoda, Chromadorea, Rhabditida, Rhabditidae. The record is from the annotation of a GenBank genome assembly.
AUGAAGGAGUUGGCAAACAUUUCGAUGUUCCGAACUUGCGUUUCGCCCGCGUAUCAGACUGUAAUCGAUUGAAUCCAGUCCGUCCGUAGUCCGCUACGCGAUUUACGCGAACAAUGUGCAGAAGAAGCUGUUCGUUCUUCUCCCACUUCCUAGAAUAAACAGAGACCUUUUUGUAUAAUCUCUGAUUUUCAGAAGCUGCUCAUAGACCUGGAUGGCUACGAAAUGGCGAAGCAACGCUUCGAUAAACUUCUGGAAGAAUGCGGAGAAAAGUGUGCUCCGAUAGAUUUCACGACAGAGUUCAUCGACGCGUCGAUCGACGAGCAGUCGAAGAAUUUCCGCUACUUCAACUUUCUCGGAUUCUCUUACUUCACCAGCGGCAACCAUCUGACUCCGUUCGGAAUCGUCAAAUCCGUCACAUCUUCCGGGACUGUGCAGAAACUUCUGA